ACCGCUCCAAAGCGCAAACCUUUUUUUUCCCUUGCCGAUGUGAUUCCUCGCCGCCUCCGUCCUCCCCAUCCCCAUCGCCGAUCCCGUCGACUCGCCUCGCCCCGCCCGGAAAUGUCUCGCUACCACCACCACCACGAGCCGCCCCCGCCGGCCUGCUGCUCCUGCGCUUGCGUCUGCGCCUGCUCCGCGCCGGCGCCGUGCGGCGGCGGCGGCGGUGGCUACUACCCAGUGCCGGCCCCCGCCUCCGACCAGCUCCUCCACGCCAUCGCCGCCCACCUGCUCCUCAACUCCGCGCCCCCGCCUCCUCCGCAGCCCCAGCCCCAGGCCCAACCCCAGCAGCCGCCGCCUCCCGCCGCGCACCACGCGAAUCUCCACUCCUCCUACGCGUACCAGCACCACCAGCAGCAGCAGGGACCCAACACACACGCAUAUCCCCAGCCGCCGCCGCAGCAUCAGCAGCAGCAGCACCAGGGACCCCAAUCCCAGGCCUACCCCCAACCGCCGCCGCCGCAGCAGCAGCCAUACCAGCCCGACCACGGCCAGCUCCUGCUCCACUCGCUCCUGCGCCGCGUGGCGGCGCUCGAGACCACCCUCCCACACUCCCACUUCCCCGCCCCUCCCCAGAUUCCCCAACCCCACCCGAACCCCCACCGCCGGCACCACCGCGCGCCCGCGGACCAGGAGGAGGAAUCUGACGACCCGCCCUCGCCCCCGCCGCGGCGCGCGCGCGAGCGCGGGGGCCGCCGCCCGCCGCCGUCCGAGAGGGAGCUGGCGGCGCGCACGAUCCAGGAGCACUUCCGCCGCUUCCUGGCGCGCCGCUCCCGCACGCUGCGCCAGCUCAAGGACCUCGCCAUCCUCCGCUCCAAGGCAGCCUCGCUCCGGGGCUCCCUCUCCGGCUCCGGCAGAGGCCGGUGCAAGGACCCGGUCGCAGUCUCCGAGGCCGCCAUGGGCCUCCUCCUCCACCUAGACGGGAUCCAGGGAGGGGACCCGAUGAUCCGGGAGGGGAAGCGCGCGGUGAGCCGCGAGCUCAGCCGGAUACUGGAGUUCGUCGACAAGGUGCUGGUCAAAGACCACGAGGAGAUGGCACUGGACAAUGCCGAGUAUCCUGAAGGUUGCCAUGGUGCACCCGUGCUGAACCACAACAAGAAGGUAAGUUUUCGUUGUAACGAUGCUCAGAACGAGCAAGCCGAUGACAGCUCCGAGAGCUCGAGUUCCGCCGAGGCUGAUGAGAGGAAGGGCACGAAUAUCAAGAAUGUUGCCAAUGGCAAGCCCGGGCUUGCGGCGCCAGCGCCCGUGCACAUGGAGUCGAGGAGGGCUGCCGGGGAAAUGAGAUAACCUGUCUUGCAUCUUGUAAUGCGGCCUCCUAUUUAGAAUCCUGUGGAUUGUCUUGCUCUUGCAUUACCACGGUUUUUAUGCACUGAUGUUUCUCGAGACAAUAUUGCAACCGUUCUAGUUGGUAGAGUUUGUGUUGCGAGUAUGAUCUUUAGACUGUUGUAUGCCCCAGUUACCCCUUUGUUACAUUUGUUACUGCAUUGUACUACUGAUAGUUUUGAACACUGGGAUUCCAGCUUGGAUCAUUUUGUUGCACUAAACAUGCCAUGGUUCUCGUGGGGACUUGGGCAAGCAUGUGUGUAGUUAUGCUCAUUUUGAUCAAUGAAAUGUAAUGCCGCUAAACAAA
This is a messenger RNA of Lolium rigidum, 1678 nucleotides long. RefSeq names its product BAG family molecular chaperone regulator 8, chloroplastic-like. The record is from RefSeq and is a predicted model, not a curated record. NCBI's taxonomy places the organism in Eukaryota, Viridiplantae, Streptophyta, Magnoliopsida, Poales, Poaceae. Gene Ontology annotation, cellular component: plasmodesma. Gene Ontology annotation, molecular function: protein-folding chaperone binding. The transcript is spliced from 2 exons. The coding region runs from base 112 to 1335 and encodes 407 amino acids. Gene Ontology annotation, biological process: protein folding.